Guillardia theta CCMP2712 is the source of this 733-nucleotide messenger RNA. RefSeq lists its product as hypothetical. NCBI's taxonomy places the organism in Eukaryota, Cryptophyceae, Pyrenomonadales, Geminigeraceae. The record is from RefSeq and is a predicted model, not a curated record. The annotation marks the transcript as partial. The transcript is spliced from 6 exons.
AUGCAUGUCGACUUGGUUGGCAAGAUCGAGAUGGUGGUGGAGGAGUGCGGAGAGGAAAACGUGGAUGGUGUUUACAAGCGAAACAACAAAGUGUGGGAGUUUGGCAUCGCCUACACCAAGGGAGAUUUUACGCUCCUCUACGAGCGAGGAGGAACAAAACUUCGAAACAAACAGCUCAAGAAGAGACAAGUCGAGAGCUCUCGCUGGAUUCUCUUAAGCGACGCCAACGGAGUUCACGGCGACGAGCCCUUCUACUUCCUGCAGGGAGACUUGAGCCGCGUCUCCUCCCCUGCCUGGAGGUCCAAGGUUGGCGUCGCUCCUCCGCCUCAAGUGAAACCUCGGAAAUCCUCCAAGAAGCGCGUCAAGGACUUGGAGGAGGAAGAGGAAGAGGAAGAGGAAGAGGAAGAGGAGGACGAGGAGGACGAGGACGAGGAAGAGGAGGGAGAGGACGAGGAGGGGGAAGGAGAAGAUGACGAAGAUGAUGAAGAGACAGAGGACGACAAGAAGGCAAAGAAUAUGAAAUUCUCUGAUUUCUUUGGAGACGAAGAUGUUGGUGACUGGGGGAAGGAAGGGGAGGAAGAGGAGGAGGAAGAGGAAGGAGAGGAGGACAAGGACGAGGAGGAAGCAAAAGUGGAAAAGAAGACCAAGAGAAAGGGAGAGAGCAAGCCAUUCAUCGCAUCGGAGAGCUUUCAAGGGCCGAAGGAAGGUUACGUGUUCAAGAUGGGAAACAAAG